This is a messenger RNA of Ctenocephalides felis (cat flea), 1113 nucleotides long. Its product is annotated as zinc finger protein OZF-like. The record is from RefSeq and is a predicted model, not a curated record. The transcript is spliced from 2 exons. The coding region runs from base 1 to 1113 and encodes 370 amino acids. NCBI's taxonomy places the organism in Eukaryota, Metazoa, Arthropoda, Insecta, Siphonaptera, Pulicidae.
AUGUUUGAUGAAAUAUCACUAUCUUCAGAAUUGUCAUAUGAUCGUAAAAAGGAUCACAUUGUUGGUUUUGUAGAGUUAGCAAAUGGCAGAAAAUGUUUAUUUCCGGAUCAUGCACUUGUUUUCAUGAUUAAAGGAGUGAAGAAUCGUUGGAAGCAACCAGUUGCUUUUUACUUUUCUGAAGGUGGGGUUAAUAGUUCUGAUUUAAAAUCUCUUAUUGUGGAUGUAGAUGAACAAUUGCACGCAAUUAAAAUUGAACCACCAGAAUAUUCAGUAGAAGAAAUUGAAUACGAAAUUGAGGAUGAUUUUGAUGAUGCUGAUGCUAUUGUUAAAUCAAAAUCAUGUACUGAGGAUGAUAAAACGUGUUUAGAAAGAUUCAUGAAUUCCGAAGUGAUUAUAGAAGAAGUCAAACAGGAGUCAAUCGAGACAUUGGCCUUUGAAUGUGACAUUUGUUAUCGAUCAUUUGCACAAUCACAUCAUUUGAAAGAGCAUAUGGUCGAUCACAUGUCUACUAAUAGCAAAGAGAGCCAUUUCAAAUGCGAAAUCUGUAAUAAGACUUUCAAACUAGCCAAAGGGUUGAAAAUACACAUGAAUAUACAUUCUGCAGAACGUUCCUUUGAUUGCAAAUUUUGCAAUAAGUCAUUCAAUGAAUUGGUUGCUUUGAAAAAACACUAUCAGGUUCACAGUGGUGAAUUCGCGCAUGAAUGCAAUAUAUGCAAUAAGACAUUCACAGAAUUAGGUCAUUUGAAUCAGCACAUGCUGAUUCACAGUGGAGUACGUCCCCAUCAAUGCAGUAUAUGCAAUAAAAAGUUUACAGAAUUAGGUAAUCUGAAACGUCACAUGCUGAUUCACAAUGGAGUACGUCCCCAUGAAUGCAGUAUAUGCAAUAAGACAUUUCGACAAUUAGGUACUAUGAAACGUCAUAUGCUCAUUCACAAUGGAGUGCGUCAUCAUGAAUGCAGUAUAUGCAAUAAGAAAUUUAAAGAAUUACGUUCUCUGAAACCUCACAUGCUCAUACACAGUGGAAUACGUCCCCAUGAAUGCAAUGUAUGCAAUAGGACAUUCACACAAUCAGGUACUCUGAAACGUCACAUGCUGUGUUGUAAGAGAGCAUAA